Rhodotorula toruloides NP11 is the source of this 1431-nucleotide messenger RNA. RefSeq lists its product as uncharacterized. The transcript has 3 exons. The record is from RefSeq and is a predicted model, not a curated record. The coding region runs from base 1 to 1431 and encodes 476 amino acids. Lineage: Eukaryota; Fungi; Basidiomycota; Microbotryomycetes; Sporidiobolales; Sporidiobolaceae.
AUGCCGCCUUCACCUUCGACCCUAUCCCGAGGACAACGACUGGCACUCAUCGUCGUCGGAUGCUUCGUAUUGGUGGUUCUGUGGGUCGGGAGUAGCGCGACAAAGGAUCCAGCGAGCCGCCACCUCGACACAUACCUCCCUUCGCUUUCCCUCACCUCUUUGUCCUCCCCCUCCCUCUCCCGCAAGGACCCCCUCGCUUAUCGUCGCUUCCUUGAAGAAACCACCUCUCCAGCAAACCUCACGACACACUCUCCAACCCUCACAUUCGACCACAUCUAUGUCCUGUCGCUCCCGGCGAGGCAGGACCGGCGGGCAGACAUGAGGCGGAUAGCGGAUGCGCUCGGCGUGACCAUCGAGUUCGUCGACGCCGCCGACAAGAGGGAGCCCUUCCUCAAGUGGAUCGCCGAGCGCGUCAAGGAGAGCCGCGACGAGCGCCGCAAAGUCAUGGCCGCUGCUCGUAACCGCUCGCCCAGCUCAAUAGGCGGGCUCAAGAUUGGCUCCGACUGGAUCACCCCCUUCCCAGGCGACCUCUCCGCCUUCACACCCUCCUCCUCAAAACCCCUCCCCGACCGCUUCCCUCAUUUCCCUCUCACCUCUCCCUCCUACACCGGCGGAGCGAAAACCUGGGUCUCGCACCUCGAGUCGCUCCACUCGGCCGGCGGACGACACACCUCUCUUCGCCCUUCCGACCCAAACCUGAACGUCUCCUCCCUCCUCUGGGACCCGCGAGAAAAGCUCGGCGUGCGGCAAGUACACGAGGGAGUGAUCUCGACGUAUUGGGGCCAGACGCGGGCGAUGAAGCGCAUGCUGGAGAAUGGGGACAGGACGGCGCUGAUCCUCGAGGACGAUGUCGAUAUCGAGUGGGAUUUGGAGCGGCUGUGGAAGGGGAUCGAGAGGAGGCUGCCGAGGAACAAGGAGACCGCGGAAGAGGAGUGGGACGUGACUUAUCUCGGACACUGCUGGGGCGGCGAGUUCCAGAAACCGCAAUACCUGCAUCCUCUCUUGCAUCGCUCGACGGGACCGAUGUGCCUGCACGCCUACGCCCUCACCGCAACCGGCGCACACACCCUCCUCUCGCACCUCCUCGACCCCUGGUCCGCCUUCUCCACCGCCGUCGACCUCGUCAUCCCCUCUCUCCUGCACAUCCAAGACUUACUCGACCCGCGCUGGGCGUCGCGUGACCACGGCGAUGGGAUCCGGCACGCCCCGCUCGUUAGGAGCUGGAGCGUCGUCCCGCCCCUCGUUGUGCAGCGCAAGGACGGGCCGAGUGACUUGCAGAAGGGGACGGGGAGUCCGUGGAGGGGCGUACUGCGCGACUCGACGAUGGAGCGGAUCAAGCGCGGAGACGGGACUUGGGGAGACGAGUGGGACGACGUGUUUGAUCCGUCGAACGUGGAUCCGGCGACGCAGCUGAGGUGCGGGCCGGUGUGA